UUUUUGAAAAAUUGAAAAUUGAAAAAUGAAAAAAAACGACUCAUCUUCUCUACAUUAGCAAGUGUGUGAAUACCAUCAUCAUUAUGAUGAUGAUGAUGAUAAUGAUGUUUCAUGGAUUGAGAAAAUGAAGCUACACGUUUGUUGACGAAAUAUGUGUCUCUCUCUCACUCUCUCUCUCACACACACACACACUCUACAGUUUCAACAAAAUUCGGUAAUAAUUUUUUUUGUUGGAAAAAAGGGAAAAUAUCGUCUUUUUCUACCAUAUAUAAACUGGAUGAUCAAUGCACGAUCGGUCAUCAUCAUCAUCAUCAUCAUCAUCGUCAUCAUUCGAUCAUUUUAUUCGACGAUCACAAAUCGACUUAUUCAGAAUUGAAAAGUUUGAAAUUCUUCAUUUUUUGUUUCUGUGACUAAUAUCUUGACAUAAAUCGAACAAUCAUGUUCAAAUAUAUUGUUGCCAUUUCAUCCAUGAUUGUUUGCUCUAUGGCUGGAGGAUAUGGUGGUGGCGGUUCUUCUUCUUAUGGGGGUGGAAUGAGUAGUCGUGGUAGUUCUUAUGGUGGUGGUGGCGGUGGUGGAGGUUAUGGUGGUGGUGGAGGUUUUGGUGCCGGUGGUAUGGGUGUUAUCCAGGCUGCAAUUCAAUCCAGACAUAAUGUACAAUUCUAUGAUGUUCCAUCAUCCGGAAUGAUUAAUCCAACUACGAUCGAAGUUGGUGCACAAGCCAUACCUGUGAAUAUGAUAUUUCGAUCAGCAUCAUCGAAUCUAAAUGUACAACAAAUGCAUCAAGGUGCAGCCGGUUCUCAACAAGAAUCACAAUCAGAAGAUGAGCCACAUAUAUUGCGUCAUACGGUGAAAAAACCGAUUUAUCAAAUGGUCAAUGAGAUCAUUACACCAUAUCGCAAAAUUACACAGGAAGUUAAACCUGUACAAGAAGAUAUCCAAACAAUUAUUGCACGAAUGUCCGGCGGUGGUUACGGCGGUGGUGGUGCUGGUGGAAUGUCCGGCGGUGGUUACGGUGGCGGUAUGUCACUUGGUGGUGGUGGUGGUUAUGGAGGUAGUAGUGGUGGUGGACGAAAAGGUGGCUAUUAAAUGAUUGAUCUUAAUCAUUAAUUCCAAAACAAAAAACAAAAAAAAAAGAAAAAAAUAGAUUCGAAUUGAAUUUCGUUUC
This is a messenger RNA of Dermatophagoides farinae (American house dust mite), 1165 nucleotides long. RefSeq lists its product as uncharacterized. Lineage: Eukaryota; Metazoa; Arthropoda; Arachnida; Sarcoptiformes; Pyroglyphidae. The record is from RefSeq and is a predicted model, not a curated record.